AUGCGUAAUCAACAAUCUGGGUCUUUCGCGAAUGUGGGCUUUAUUCACAAGGAUUUGCACAAUUAUAUUCAAGCCGAGCGCAAAAUAGAAAUGAAGGAUGGUGACACGGAGUAUGCUUUGGCUUACUUAUGUGCAAAAGCUGAUGCUAACCCUUACUUCUUUUACAAGUAUGACAAGGAUCAAGAGAACCGGCUUGGCAAAUUGUUUUGGGCAGAUUCAAGGUCUCGCCUAGACUAUGCUGCAUUUGGUGACGUGUUGGUCUUUGAUACGACUUAUAAAACGAAUGCAUAUAACAAACCUUUUGUUAUUUUCAUCGGGGUCAAUAACCAUUUUGAAACCACCAUAUUUGCAUACAACUUGCUUGUUGAUGAGACAAUUGCAACAUACACAUGGGUUUUGCAGAAGUUGUUAGAAACCAUGGAUAACAAAAGACCGGUGUCAGUGUUGAUAGAUGGGGAUAUGGCCAUGAGUGAGGCAAUACAAAAAGUCUUUCCAAAUGCCAAGCAUCGUCUAUGUAAUUGGCAUAUGCACAGAAAUGCCAAGCGAAAUGUUCAAGUCGAUGAAUUUGAAGGACAUUUCAAGCAUCUCAUGGAUCUUGAUGCGAAUGAGGUUGUAUUUGAGGAAGCUUGGAGUAAGAUGGUCAGAAAAUAUGGCCUUCAAAAUAACAAGUGGGUAUCAGACACCUAUAAUAACAAAGGCAUGUGGGCUCAGUCAUAUUUGCGUGGUUAUUUUUUUGCUGGAAUGAAGAGCAGUCAGCGUUGUGAGGGUAUGCAUGCUUUUUUCAAUGAGUGCCUCAAAUGA
This is a messenger RNA of Camellia sinensis, 801 nucleotides long. The record is from RefSeq and is a predicted model, not a curated record. Lineage: Eukaryota; Viridiplantae; Streptophyta; Magnoliopsida; Ericales; Theaceae.